AAAGUUUUACGUGAACCAAUCAACGAAUUAAUACUUCUAUCGCAGAGAAAUAUAUUCCCAAGUGGGAAGACUUUCCUCCACCGUAUUUUAAUCUCUUACUCAAGAUUAAAAUUUCAAUGUUGGUCUUUCAUUUUUCACAACUAGGACGUGUAUAUUAGGAAAAGUUCGACAUCGCGCGCAAGCGCGGCAAUCGUUUAUUCGUGUGCCCGUGUGUGUGUCCGUCUUAUAAAUUCCACGCGUGGUUCCCGAUAUUUUUCCAUCAGUCUAAAGUCUAAACUAAUAUUCCGAGUCAUAUAUUUAUCGAGUGACAUAGUUUCGUAUGUGCUCGUUGCUGCAAAUAACCAUUAGCAUAACCGUACAUACAUUAAAUGCCUUACAUAUAUUAAAUCAAUAAUAUUGCGAUAUCAUUCAGCGGCAUCAGCUGCGACGAAUAUUUACGGAUUUAUUGCAGAACGACGAAGAUUAAGAUCCUGAAAAAGCAUGAUGCGUGCUAGAUUUCUCACUUGCGAGAUUAAUAAUUCGCAUUUGUUAUCGAAACAUCGUGCAAAAUCGACCGUGGCCCGUAUAAUGGAACAUAGCGAAACGAAGAAUAUGAACAACGAACUGCAGUACAUGCGGCCGACCAAGGAUAUUCCCGGACCGAAAGCGUUGCCCUUGCUUGGCAAUUGGUUCAGAUUCAUACCAUAUAUAGAGAAUUACUUGACGGAACAUAAUUUUACAUCUGCAUAUUACCUUGUCAUCUAUUCCAAAAAAUAUGCCAAUUGUUUGAGCGCAAUAUCUUUUCUCGCUCCAUUAAUUCGAAUAAAAAAUGGUACAAGUGAAUACGGUAUGGCAUACAAUAUGGCAACGCAAUUUCGGAUGUUGCGUGACCAAUACGGCGAUAUCGUCAAAUUGGACGGUAUACUAGGUCGUCCAACGACUAUCUUAUUAUUUUCUCCGGAACUAUGCGAGAAGAUGUAUCGAGUAGAAGGCAAGUGGCCGAUACGGAUUAGCAUGGAGAGUUUGCAUUACUAUCGCGAAAAUAGAAAAAACAUCUACAACGAUCAAUUGGGCCUCGGAACAAGCCAGGGCAAAGCGUGGCACGACUUUCGCUCGAAAGUCAAUCCGCACAUGAUGCAACUGCAAGCGAUCGUGAAGUACGUCGCGCAAAUCAGCCAAGUGGCCGACGAAUUCGUGGAGAAGAUGCGAACGCUACGGGAUCCUAAAACCUUAGAGUUGCCCGAGGAUUUUAAAAACGAAUUGUACAAAUGGGCCUUAGAAUCAAUAUGUUCGAUCGCGCUGGAUUGUCGACUAGGGUGUUUAAAGUCUAAUCUCGCCGCGGACUCGGAACAACAAAUAAUGAUUAAUUGCGUGCAUAAAAUGUUCGAUCUUAUGUAUCGCUUGGAUAUUUUGCCAUCUCUGUGGCGGCUGUAUAAUACGCGGAAUCUCAAGGAGUUCUUCCGUGUGAUAGAUACGCUUAAUGGAAUUGCCAUUAAACACAUCGAUCAGGCUAAGAUGAAGCUUGACGGAACAACGGAUAAUGACGCAAAUUCGCAUAAUCGAAGUAUAUUGCAAAAACUUUUGCGUCUUGAUAAACAAAUAGCUCACGUCAUGGCACUCGAUAUGUUGACAGCUGGUAUUGAUACGACCGGUAACACAGCCGGCGGACUGCUAUAUUAUAUCGCGAAUAAUCCGGAGAAACAAGAAAAGCUACGAGAAGAAGUAUUGUCUGUAUUACCGGACAAAACGUCACUUAUUACAUACGACAUUCUACAACAGUUAAGAUAUGCCAAGGCCUGCGUCAAAGAAGCCCUUCGACUGUUUCCUGCCGCUAUCGGCAAUCUCAGAACUAUGCCAACGGAUGUUUGCAUUGGAGGAUACAAGAUACCAGCAGGAAUGAAUGUUCUCGCCUGUCAUGCAUUGAUUGCGAUGGAGCCUACGCAGUUUCCGCGACCGCAAGAAUACAUUCCCGAGAGAUGGUUACGAGGCAACACAGAGUUUCCAUCAGCCCAGAAGGCGCAUCCCUUUGCGUAUAUGCCCUUCGGAUUUGGUCCUCGCACAUGCGCCGGCCGACGAUUCGCCGAAAUGGAACUUGAGACAUUGCUCUUGGCAGUCAUACGAAAUUUCCGGAUCGAAUGGCAUCACGAACCGCUGAAGUACGAAAUGCGAUAUAUAAACACGAUCGAGUCGCCGAUGCGAUUCAAGCUCAUCGAUUUUAUGAUGCAUGCUAGAUCUCUCAUUUGCGAGACCAAUCGCUUGUAUUUGUUAUCGAGAUUACCUCACGUAAGAUUGGCGGCGGCUUGUCCUGUCAAACAUAAUGGAACGAAGAAUGCAAAUAACGAACUGCAGCAUGCGCUGCCGACCAAGGAUAUUCCCGGACCGAAAGCGUUGCCCUUGCUUGGCAAUUGGUUCAGAUUCAUACCAUAUAUAGGUGAAUAUGGUAUGUAUGAUGUGGCAACGCAACUGCGGAUUCUGCGUGAUCGUUACGGUGAUAUCGUCAAACUGGACGGCGUAAUGAAUCGUCGAGAUUGCAUUUUAUUAUUCUCAUCGAAACUAUGCGAGAAGAUGUAUCGAGUGGAAGGCAUUUGGCCGAUGCGAAUUGGCAUGGAGUGUCUACAUCACUACCGCAAAAAUAGGGAACACAUUUACGAUAAGCAAUACGGUCUCCCAACAAGUACGGAUAAACACAGGCAUUCUCGAUGUGAUCGAUAUAUCAAAGGUCAAACACGAACGCCGUCAUUGGUACAAAAAUUCGUGAAAAUACGGGAAACACGAGCUGUCGAAACAAAAGAUUCUUGUUUUCGUCCUCGUCCUAAUUCUCUUUCUCCCACUAUUUUUCUAUCUAUUUAUCUUGUUAGUCUUUCCUAUCUGUGUUUUACGAUCGAGUCUACCGAGUAUAUACAAACUGCCACUCAAGGUAAAUUGUGGCAUGACUUUCGUUCAAAAGUUAAUCCGCACAUGAUGCAACCACAAGCGAUCAAAGCGCAUGUUACGCAGAUCAGCGAUAUAAGCAGCGAGUUCGUGAAGAAGAUGCGAGCGUUGCGAGAUCCUGAAACCCUGCAGUUGCCGAUCAAUUUUAGAAACGAAUUGUAUAAAUGGGCUUUAGAAUCAAUAUGUUCGAUCGCGCUGGAUUGCCGACUAGCAUGCUUAAAGUCUAAUCUCACCGCGGAUUCGGAACCGCAAAUAAUGAUUAAUUGCGUGCACGACAUAUUCGAUCUCGCGUAUCGCUUGGAGAUUCUACCGUCUCUAUGGAAGAUUUACAAUACGCGAAAUCUCAAGAAGUUCUUCCGUGUACAAGAUACACUUAAUGGAAUAGCCAGUAAAUACAUCGAGCAGGCUAAAUCGAAGCUCCGCGAAACAACGGACAAUGACGCGAAUCUGGAUAACCAGAGUGUCCUAGAGAAACUUUUACGCCUUGACAAACAAACGGCUCACGUAAUGGCGCUCGAUAUGUUGACGGCUGGUAUUGAUACGACCGGUAGUGCAGCCGGCGCCAUGCUGUAUUACAUCGCGAAUAAUCCAGAGAAACAGGAAAAAUUGCGCGAAGAAGUAAUGUCUCUGUUACCGAACAAAACAUCAUCCAUUACGUAUAAAAUACUAAAUCAGACAAGCUAUACUAAGGCCUGCAUCAAGGAAUCUCUUCGACUGUUCCCGAUUUUUAUCGGCAAUCUCAGAACCAUGCAAACAGAUGUUUGUAUAGGAGGAUACAAAAUACCAGCAGGAUUUGAUGUCAUCGCCUGUCAUUCACUAAUCACGACCGAGUCUACGCAGUUUCCGCGACCGCACGAAUAUAUUCCCGAGAGAUGGUUGCGGGGCAACACGGAGUUUCCAUCAGCCAAGCAGGCGCAUCCCUUUGCAUAUAUGCCUUUCGGAUUUGGUCCUCGCAGCUGCGUCGGCCGACGAUUCGCCGAAAUGGAACUUCAGACAUUGCUCUUGACAGUUAUACGAAAUUUCUUAAUCGAAUGGCAUCACGAACCACUUAAAUACGAGAGUCUACUUGUAAACAGGCUUGCGUCGCCGAUGCAAUUCAAACUCAUCGAUUUGUAAAAGUCUCCCGGCGAUCGAUCCGCGCUCCGAGUUUCACGAAACGCCAUCAGAAUAUCCAUCGUCGUCUCGUGCAACAUUUUUUUUUUAAAUAAUUACUGACGUUAGCACCGAAAAUGUCGUUACAGUCACUGCACUUUGCGAGCGUCUGUUUCGAAAAAGGCAAGCGAGAUGAAGAGGACGACAUCAUCAAAACCUAGUACAGUUCUUACAAUUUUAAUCUACCAACCAAGAGCAUAAAAUACAACAUUUUACGGCAAUUUUAGCGUGGAAGCUACAAAUUUUUAGCAAGCAUGUGGAAGAGCGGGUAUGUAUACUCGCGUCUCUCGACGGCGUACAAAUUAACAUUGAUAAGAUUGCUUAUUUCAUUAAAUGUUCAUGUGCAACAAAACGUUGACGUAAUAUCUCUUGUAAAUUAAAUAAAGUCAUUGUUAUAUAGAGGGAAAGUGAAUAAUUUGCGUAAAACCUAAAAUAGUCACAAGAGCCACAAAUUGCCGUUACGUAUUUACCGUGUACACGCGGUUCGAUCGAUCUAACGUCGUUACGACGUUAAUUUCGUCAUAUGCCAUUUAGUUUAAUUAUACCGCACGACACAGAAUAACAGCAUU
Messenger RNA from Cataglyphis hispanica, 4631 nucleotides. RefSeq lists its product as uncharacterized. The record is from RefSeq and is a predicted model, not a curated record. Gene Ontology annotation, molecular function: oxidoreductase activity, acting on paired donors, with incorporation or reduction of molecular oxygen; iron ion binding; monooxygenase activity. Lineage: Eukaryota; Metazoa; Arthropoda; Insecta; Hymenoptera; Formicidae.